Jaminaea rosea is the source of this 882-nucleotide messenger RNA. RefSeq names its product putative 20S proteasome beta2 subunit. The coding region runs from base 9 to 875 and encodes 288 amino acids. The transcript is spliced from 2 exons. NCBI's taxonomy places the organism in Eukaryota, Fungi, Basidiomycota, Exobasidiomycetes, Microstromatales. Gene Ontology annotation, cellular component: proteasome core complex. Gene Ontology annotation, molecular function: threonine-type endopeptidase activity. The record is from RefSeq and is a predicted model, not a curated record.
UCACUAUCAUGGCAGCGCCACUCAACGCGCGCCCUUCGGCCUCAGGCUUCGACUUCGGGUCCAUCUCUCGUAAUCACCACCUCACCACCUCAGGAUCCGUCCGCCCGCCCAAGGCCACCUCAACCGGCACCACACUCGCAGCCUGCCGCUAUCCAGGCGGCGUAGUCAUCGGGGGUGAUACGCGUGCCACAGAGGGCCCAAUCGUAGCAGACCCAGACUGUGAGAAGGUCCACUAUCUUAGUCCUUUCAUCCGCUGCGCAGGAGCGGGAACGGCAGCGGACACAGAGAUGGUUACUGCAGAGAUCUCUUCCAACCUGAUGCUCCAUGAGCUCCACACCGGUCGUCGACCUCGUGUCGUAACGGCUCUCACCAUGUUGAAGCAGAAGCUCUUCCAAUACCAAGGCAAUAUCGGUGCUGCUCUCCUUCUGGGAGGCGUAGACGACUCUGGCUGCCACCUCUUCUCCGUCGCACCGCACGGAUCGACAGACAAGCUCCCCUUUUGUGCUAUGGGCUCGGGAUCUCUUGCCGCUAUUGCUGUGCUUGAGAGUGGAUUCAAGCAGGAUCUGACCAAAGAUGAGGCAAUUGCGCUGGUGUCCAAUGCCAUCUUGGGGGGAAUUUUCAAUGACUUGGGAUCGGGCAGUAAUGUGGACAUCUCAGUGAUCACCGAUCAGGGUACAGAGUAUCUGAGGCAUCACAUCAUGCCGAAUCAGAGGGGGCCAAAGGAGCAGAAGUACCUCUUUCCCAAGGGAGUCACGGCCUACACCAAGGAGGCAGUCUACGACAUGGUGGUGCAGGAAGACAUUCUCGCAGUGGGCAACACGGGCAACGUCGUGCCGCCUGCUGGGGGUGGCGAAGGGAUGGACACGGGAGCGUAGACGUGGG